AUGUUCGGUGGCGGAGGGGACGAUGCGCUGGCAGCGCGGCUUGGCAUGGUGUCGCCGUCGCUGCUGAACCAGGCGACACCGCCGGCGAUGUCCGGCGAGGUGUCGGUCGCUGUGAGGGAGGAGAGGGGACCGCCGCAGCCUCAGUGGAGCCAGCAGGAAACGCGGGAGUUCAUAGCGAUACGCGCGGAGCUGGAGAGGGACUUCACUGCGUCGAAGCGAAACAAGACGCUUUGGGAAGUGGUGAGUUCGAAGAUGAGGGAGAGAGGGUUCAGGAGAAGCCCUGAACAGUGCAAAUGCAAGUGGAAGAACCUCGUUAAUCGCUAUAAGGGAAAAGAGACAUCUGACCCAGAGCAUAGCAGGCAAUGUCCAUUUUUUGAAGAAUUGCAUGCAGUCUUUACCCAGAGGGCACAUAAUAUGCAACGAUUACUUCUUGAAUCUGAAAAUCGCUCAGCUCAACCCAAGAAAGGAGUGAAAAGAUUAAGUGAAGACAGGUCCUCAGAGGAACCCUCAGAGGACGAUGAUGAGGUUGAAUAUGACAGCGAUGAGGAGAAACCUCCUAGAAGCAACACCCGCAAAAGGAAAGUUGGAAUGGAUAAGUCUUCUUCAAGGGCUAAUAAUCCAUCAAAUGCUGCCAGUAAUAGUACUAGUAGUAUUCAGGAACUGCUAAAGGAUUUUUUCCAGCACCAGUUAAGGAUGGAAAUGCAGUGGAGGGAGAUGAUGGAGAAGCGUGCUCAUGAAAGACAGUUGUUUGAACAGGAAUGGAGGCAGUCCAUGGAGAAGCUUGAGCGGGAGAGAUUAAUUAUUGAUCAGGAAUGGAGGGAGAGGGAAGAACAGAGGAGAAUGAGAGAAGAGAGUAGGGCAAAAAGCAGGGAUGCUCUGUUGACAACCCUUUUGAACAAACUCAUUAAUGAAUCUAACUAA
Molecule: messenger RNA, 921 nt
Organism: Sphenostylis stenocarpa
Lineage: Eukaryota; Viridiplantae; Streptophyta; Magnoliopsida; Fabales; Fabaceae
Source: the annotation of a GenBank genome assembly